CGAGCUAUUGGUUUGGGUGUUGUGGAGAUUUGACACGGCGGUGUUGUGCUAGGUAGUUGUUGGUGGUGGCGGAAGAAUAGGCAAUAUAACGACAGGGUCGAGCAUGUUCGUACGACGAUGAGCGCAUGGCUCUGAGUAGGAACAUCUCUUUAUCAUUUUUGCAGCCAUGUGUUUGCGCUGGCAACAAAUCUUCUGACUGCGAUGAUGGUUCGCGGAAGGUGCGGGGUUCUCUCGGGCCGACAUCGUUACGGCUGCGGGCAGGAGUAGUUGUCCCUACGGACUAUAUAUGUCCGCUGAUAUAAGCCCCAAAUGACAUUCAGGGUAUGAAAACAUCGUGAAGACACUAGUUGGACCUCGAAUUCGCGCGGACACAUAUACCAGCAGGAUCACGUCAUGUCUACCCUGGGAAACAAUAUCAGUCGGACGCUUGAUGUCCUACUUCCAAAGAUACGGUCCCGCCGUCAAGAGUCGUCAGAACCUAUCGUACUUGGUAUCACAGGUCUACAAGGUUCAGGCAAAUCGACAUGGGCAUCGGAGCUUGUCAAGAUCCUGUCACAGGAUCACGGUCUCUAUACGAUAACUGUUUCGUUGGACGACUUCUACAAAACCCAUGAUGAGCUGGUAGCACAACGGGAUCGUGAUCCCAACAACAAGCUUUACCGUACUCGUGGACAGCCUGGUACACACGACGAGCAGCUAGCCCGAGAGUUCUUCAGCGAUUUGAAGAAAUACAACGGGAGAGGCAGCGUCAAGAUCCCGAGCUUCGAUAAGAGCAAGUACAAUGGCGAAGGCGACAGAGCGCCCCAAUCAGAAUGGACGACAAUCUUGCAAAAACCGGAUGUUGUCAUCUUUGAAGGAUGGUGCGUGGGCUUCCAGCCCGUUCCUCAGUCUUCCAUAGAAGAAAGAUAUACGCUGGCAAAAGCCGGGAAGCUCACAGUCAAUACCCCUGCGAAUCACCAACUUCCGCAUUUGUUCGAGGUGAACGAGAAUCUCGAGCGCUACUGUGAUGCAUUUAUGGGACCCAAGCAAUUUGACUUCUUCAUCCAUAUCGAUACGGACGACCUGAGAAAUGUGUACAUAUGGCGUCUGCAGCAAGAGCAUAAGAUGAUUGAGGCGAAAGGAUCAGGGAUGUCAGAUGAGCAGGUUCGUGCGUUCAUCGAUGGUUAUAUGCCGAGCUAUGAGAUAUACCUGGAGCGGCUGCGCGAGGGAUUGUUUGACGACAGAGGUAGGAUGGUGAGGGUGGUACUGAAUAGAGAAAGAGGGGUUGAGAGGAUUGAGGAGCUGUGAUGAAGCAAGUGUCUUCUUUGCUGAGCUCCGAUAGCGUUGAGACGAUAGCAAAGGCGCGCAAUGAAGAGAAACGACAGACUAGCGAGUGGGGGAUAAUGAGCCGCAUUUGUAACAAUGACAAAAGUACAUUUGCUACCUGUCGUUUCAAAGC
Messenger RNA from Alternaria alternata, 1438 nucleotides. Its product is annotated as P-loop containing nucleoside triphosphate hydrolase protein. The record is from RefSeq and is a predicted model, not a curated record. Gene Ontology annotation, cellular component: cytoplasm. The transcript has a single exon. Lineage: Eukaryota; Fungi; Ascomycota; Dothideomycetes; Pleosporales; Pleosporaceae. Gene Ontology annotation, molecular function: kinase activity; ATP binding. The coding region runs from base 394 to 1287 and encodes 297 amino acids.